AUUUCUUAACGAAAAAAAAAUAAUUGUUGCCAUUUUCUAUGAUUUCAAAAAAGCCUUUGACACCCUCCAGCACGAGACUCUUCUGAAGGCAAUGGAGGAGUGUGGGGUGAGAGGACCACUUAACAGCUGGUUCCGUGAUUAUCUCACAGCGCGCACCUACCGAGUUAGAGUGGGAGAAUCUCUUAGCGAACCGGCAACAGAUGUGCUGUGUGGUUUACCGCAAGGAUCGGGCUGUGGACCUGUUGGGUAUCUUAUGCACGUCAACAGCUUAUGCCGGGUACUACGGCAUGCCACAGCGUACAUGUUUGCGGAUGACCUAUGCACCAUUCACGCCAGUGGCGAUAUAGCCGAGAUCUCGCGUCUCGUGCAGGAGGAUGUAGACAACAUUGUAAAAUGGUCUCAUGACAAUGGCAUCAUACUUAAUAUAGAAAAAACCAAAAUGUUAAUAAUAAAAUCACCCUAUUGUAGUGUACCGGACAUACACUGUAGUAUAAUCACUCAUAGUUACGAUUGUUUGCACAAACAAUGCAAUUGUAUCUGUAAACCUAUAGAAAGAGUAAAUUGUGUAACUUACCUUGGUAUGCAAAUAGACGAAAAUUUUAAUUGGAGAUAUCAUAUAGAAAAACUUUGUGAUAAAAUGCGAGUUAUGUUGUGUAAAUUCUAUAAUUUGCAAUUUAAAGUACCACAAAAAGUGUUAAGGUGUUUGUAUAUGGCUCUAAUAGAUUCUAUGAUCGGCUAUGGUCUUGAAUGUUAUGGUUUAACCUUUAAAACGUAUAUAGAAAAAAUUGAAAUAAUACAAAUAAGAUUUUUAAAAUUAAUUGUAGGGGAAAAACUAAAAAUAAGAUUUAAAGACAACUACAAAGAAUUAUUUAAAAUUUGUAACGUUCUACCUGCAUCAGAAAAACAUAAAUACUUAUUAGCUACUGUUUUACUCGAGGCCAAGAAAUCAAACAACACCAAAUUGGAUAGUAAACAAAGAUAUAUUCGGUAA
Achroia grisella is the source of this 991-nucleotide messenger RNA. RefSeq lists its product as uncharacterized. Lineage: Eukaryota; Metazoa; Arthropoda; Insecta; Lepidoptera; Pyralidae. The transcript has a single exon. The record is from RefSeq and is a predicted model, not a curated record. Bases 92 to 991 code for a protein of 299 amino acids.